AGAACUUACAGCGGCACUGAAACCGAAGGACAGCUUUUGAAUUCCUUUGUUCAGUACUUUGGUGACAGCCUUGGGAGGAAGAUUAAAAGAAUGCCUUUAAUUGAAGAAACUGUUCUGCCUGGGGACUCCCUUCUUACUCUGCCUGUAGUAAUAAUAGGAAAUGGACCUUCAGGAAUUUGCCUUUCUUACCUGCUCUCUGGAUACAGGCCAUAUUUAUCUCCUGAAGCUAUACACCCAAACCCCAUCCUACAUACAAAAUUAGAAGAAGCUCGACAUCUUUCCAUUGUUGAUCAAGAUCUGGAGUACCUGUCAGAAGGCCUGGAAGGACGCUCCUCAAACCCAGUUGCAGUGCUUUUUGAUACAUUGCUUCACCCUGAUGCUGACUUUGGCUAUGACUACCCACCUGUUCUGCACUGGAAGUUAGAACAACAUAAUUACAUUCCACACAUAGUGCUUGGAAAAGGACCACCUGGUGGGGCUUGGCAUUCCAUGGAGGGCUCUAUGCUAACCAUCAGUUUUGGAGACUGGAUGGAAUUGCCUGGCCUCAGCUUUAAGGAGUGGGCAGCUAGCAAACGCAGAAAUAUAAAGAGUGAUCGAGUAAUGCCAGAGGAAAUAGCUUGUUAUUAUAAACACUAUGUUAAAGUCAUGGGCCUCCAAAAGAAUUUCAGAGACAAUGUUUACAUAACAUCAGUGUCCAGGCUUUACCGAGAAAAGGAUGAUGAAGGUAGAAGUCACCAAAAUGAAGAUAUUUCAACACAGCAUUUGGAAAUGGAAGAUGGACAGAAAUUACUUAUUAAGAGAAACUGGGAAGUCAGAGGUUAUCAGCGAGCAACAGAUGGUUCUCAUGUGCCCUUCUGCCUCUUUGCUGAGAAUGUGGCUCUUGCAACUGGAACCUUUGACUCUCCUGGCCGACUGCAAGUUGAAGGAGAAGACUUUCCUUUUGUCCUCCAUUCCAUGUCUGACUUUGGAGCCGCAAUCAGCAAAGGAAAGUUACGUGGGAAGGCAGACCCUGUGUUGAUUGUGGGUGCUGGACUAACAGCAGCAGAUGCAGUACUGUGUGCCUAUAACAACAACAUCCCAGUAGUCCAUGUGUUUCGUAGAAGAGUUACCGAUACAAGCCUGAUUUUCAAACAGUUACCUAAAAAGCUUUACCCUGAAUACCAUAAGGUCUAUCAUAUGAUGUGUACUCAGUCUCAUACCGUGGACUCUAAUCAACAUUCUGCUUACACUAGUUUCCCUGAACACAAUGUACUUUCCUUCAAGCCUGAAAUGAAAUGUGUUCUUCAGAGUGCCUCCGGACUGAAGAAAAUUUUGAAGUUUUCUGUAGCCCUAGUUCUGAUAGGCUCUCAUCCAAAUCUUUUCUUUUUAAAGGACCAAGGACAUAGCAUAGGUCAUCACUCUAAUCAACCCAUCACAUGCAAGGGGAAUCCUAUAGAGAUUGAUCCAUACACUUACGAAUGCACUAAAGAAGCCAACCUCUUUGCUUUAGGGCCUCUGGUGGGAGACAACUUUGUACGGUUUUUAAAAGGAGGUGCACUGGGCAUUACACGAUGCUUGGCAAUAAGGCAAAAAAAGAAACAUGAAUUGAUUGAAAGUGGGGAUGGAGGAGGUGAUGGGGUACCAUAAAUGAGACAUUAGAAACUCUCAAAUCCGGGAUUACAGAUGUAGUCUUAACAGAAAACUCACUGGCAGCAAAAGUUGAUAGCAGUCACAUUUCUGUUGUGUACAAGUAACCUGCGCUUGUAUUGCUUGGUAAAGGAUGCUGAUAUUACGAUACUUUACUCUUUAAAAAUACAAAAAAUUGAUCUGCUAUUUCAACUGAUCUCAACUGGAAUUGCCUCCAGGUAAACAGAAAAUGAGACUAACUUAUCUUGGCGUGCCUGUCUGUCAUCUCUUGCUCAACUACAAGAGCAGACUUCGUCUGUGAAAGGCAAUGCCUACCAGAGUGGCUUUACAUUUUAGUGUCAAAUGUGACAAAAACAGUCAUACCAUUAAAUUGAAAUGAUUUCUAAAAGCGGAAGGCUUGUUUAGUACGAAGUGAUUCUUUGUCCCAAAGCAAAUUUGGAGCCAUCUGCUUGACACAUGGAUUUUAUUUAUUUGCCACGGUAAUACUUGGAAUGAGCACUUAGUUAAAUGGUUUCUACUGUAAGAAGGACUUCUGUAAGCAAGAAGUAUUCCUCAACAGUUCUAAAUUACCCUGGUAACUGGAAUAAAAGAACAAGCAUUCCCAUUUAAUCUUUAACAAUUUGACAUAAUCCAUUAAUGUUUCUUCACACUAUGCCUAGAGUUGGGUGAGUGCACGAAGACUAACAUGAGAUGUUCUCCUGCAGUGAUAUGUACAUUUCUGAGACUUAAACAAUAAAGUACUGAUGUAAGUGCUCUUAUU
Parus major (Great Tit) is the source of this 2386-nucleotide messenger RNA. It is a transcript of the gene OSGIN2, whose product is annotated as oxidative stress induced growth inhibitor family member 2. Lineage: Eukaryota; Metazoa; Chordata; Aves; Passeriformes; Paridae. The record is from RefSeq and is a predicted model, not a curated record. The transcript has 5 exons. The coding region runs from base 91 to 1626 and encodes 511 amino acids.